Molecule: messenger RNA, 1404 nt
Organism: Zychaea mexicana
Lineage: Eukaryota; Fungi; Mucoromycota; Mucoromycetes; Mucorales; Lichtheimiaceae
Product: activator of mitotic machinery Cdc14 phosphatase activation C-term-domain-containing protein
Exons: 2
Coding region: 335-1273 (312 amino acids)
Biological process (GO): positive regulation of G2/M transition of mitotic cell cycle; establishment of cell polarity
Cellular component (GO): cytoplasm; cell septum
Source: RefSeq, a predicted model, not a curated record
UUUGCAGCGCAAAAAAUCCAGCUUAUCCAAAUCAUAUACCCUUGACGAGCUACUUAAUACUGAUCAUCAUCACCGCCAUCAUCGUCCCUCAUCAGCACCACCAGAAAAAAACAAUGAUACACGCGCAGCUGCAGUUAACGUAUUCAACCGAUACUCGACCGUCCAUGGCAAUGAUGAUUCCCGGGUCCUUGUACCACGUGAAAGCCGAAGCCUUUCGCGACGAUCAGCACUAUCAUCUCGGAGCAGUAGUGGAGGACGCCGCAGACGAUCGAUAACGGGUCUUGAAAGUAACAAGAAACAACAACAUCGACGAAGUAGUGAUGGGGCUCUAGUCAUGGAAAAAGACCAGGAAGAAGAAGAGGAAGACUGGGUGAUACCACCAGGUGGGAUUGCAUUACAUGAUCGGCCCGUCAGUAUGAGUGAAUGGGUUGACCUGGGCGACGCAAGUCUUGACAACCUGCUGUUUUCACGGCGCGUGCAUAAUAAUCAACAAGCUUGUUGGGCAAGCACGACGCCUCCAUCCCCGCCACCUCCUCCUCCACAUACGGUACAAGCGACCUAUUACCCUCUUUCUCGACCUUCUCCUACUACUACUACUACUACUGCUAGUACUACUGCUCCUCCUACUCCUCCUCAUGCUGCUGCUGUUCCAUCAACAACAACAACAACAACACCACUGCCGCCGCCACCAGAACCACGGAAAAGGAGGAAAAGCUUAAAGCAAUCUGUCAAAAGAAAAAAGUCAUGGAUCGCCAAUUUGUUUCAGCAUCAGCAGCAACAGCAGGAGCAACAACACUCAAGAGAGUUACUGUCACCUCCACCACCAGUACCGGACUAUAAAAAAAAUAACAAUAAAAAGAAGGAGGAAAAAAAGGGAUUUGGAUCAUUGAUUACACGAUCAUUAUCUCUAUCGAGUAAAAAGAAGAGCAGCAAACGCCUAUCCCAACAGCAGCAGCAGCAGCAGCAACAAUCAGUAGCCUCAUCGCCCGAACAAGCAAAUCUACAACUUUUCCCAGCAGGGCAUCAUCAGCGACUGCCGAUCCAUACUGAACGAGCCGUUUAUCGUUUAUCGCAUAUAAAACUGGCGAAUCCACGUCGACCUUUACAUCAGCAGGUCCUGAUAUCCAAUUUCAUGUAUCAUUAUCUUUCUUUGCAACCUGGGUUCCAAUACUAUUAUCGACAACAACAACAGCAGCAGCAGCAGCAACAACCACUGCCACCACCUCCUCCUCCCCAUCGACAACAGCAACAUCAAAAUGCUGUAUAUCUUUGAAAAUCCCAUAAUGUCACUGUUUCGCAAAGCUACGCAACAAAAAAAGGUUGUUAUCGGGACUUUAAAUCUCGUGAUCAAUGUGUAUAUAUAAUUGUGGGUUGUGCUUUGUGCUUUCUGGAGGGUGUACGACA